Vicia villosa (hairy vetch) is the source of this 2421-nucleotide messenger RNA. RefSeq lists its product as uncharacterized. The transcript has 3 exons. NCBI's taxonomy places the organism in Eukaryota, Viridiplantae, Streptophyta, Magnoliopsida, Fabales, Fabaceae. The record is from RefSeq and is a predicted model, not a curated record. Bases 1 to 2421 code for a protein of 806 amino acids.
AUGACGAAAACCCCUAACCCAAAUAACGAUGAUGAAGUCCCUUAUCACUCUCUGGACUCCUCAAAUACAGUGCUUACUCCGGUGGACCCAGUGACUGGUGUAGAGACAAAUGUUGUAGUCCUGAGAAUGGGGAUGGCAGAUAUCCCAUGUGAUACCACUAGGGGGACUGGAGCAAGAGGAACUCCUUUUCGACCUAAUGUGCCUCGUUUUGGAACUGCUGACGUAUGGAAUGCCGUAUUCCUUGAUGGUUGGAAGUCAGUCGAUAUCGAGUCCUACCUUAGUACAGAGAAUCCCAGGGGCUGGAAAAUACCUAAGUACACCAAGUUCGGAGGAGAAACUGGAGAAUCGACAAUCGAGCAUAUUGCCAGAUAUCUGACUGAAUCAGGAGACAUGGCGAAUAACGAAAGUCUCAGAGUUAGGCAUUUUCCAUCGUCUCUUACAAAGGCAACGUUCACCUGGUUCACCAUAUUACCCCCCAACUCUGUCGAUUCAUGGCCAAAAUUGGAGAAACUUUUCUAUGAGCAGUUUUAUGAGGGCCAUUCGAAAAUCAGUCUGGUCAAACUGUCGAGCAUCAAAAGGAGGUUCGCAAAGACCAUCGACGACCAUCUGAAUAGGUUUAGGUCACUUAAAGCAAAAUGUUUCACGCACGUACCUGAACACGAACUGGUUCAGAUGGCUGCAGGAGGUUUAGAUUAUUCCAUUAGGAAGAAAAUAGACCCAACUUUUGUCAAAAGUAUGUCGCAGUUAGCUGAUAGGGUUCGACACCUUGAACGGUUGAGACCAGAAAAAGUCAGGCAUACCAUGGCAAAAGCUAAAAAGGAAAAGGUAGCUUACGUCGAUUACGAUGAUACAGAUCCUAUAUACAAAGCUAACUAUAUCUCACCGACGGAGGCGGAGAUUGAUCUGGCCGAAAUGAAACCAGGGCCAGCAUACGAAUGUAAAUCGUUAUUUCCUUCGAAAGGAAAGAAUGUCCCUGUUGAUAACAAUUCGAAAUUCCCUGCUAAAAUUUAUACUUUUGAUAUUGGUAAAUGCGAGAAAAUUUUCGAUGUAUUAGUUAAAGAUGGUCAGAUUUUAGUACCCAUAAAUGCUAAAUUACCACCAUUAGAACAGCGACAAAAAAGAGGUUUUCGCCAAUAUCAUAACUAUCUUGGGCAUUCAACCUCUCAAUGUUUUCUUUUCAGGGAUCUGGUCCAGAAAUCACUUCAGGAAGGUCGACUGAAAUUUGUUGCCAGGAGGAUGAAAAUCGACGUUGACCCACUCAAACAAGAGGAAGCUUUGUUUGUUGAUGCUGUCGACAUCAACAUGGUGGAACUGUCUGAGAUACCUGAUGAUAUUCUGGAAGAAAGCACUGGAGAAACUCCCCAAGUUCGAAUGGCUGAUGUGUAUCCCAGGUUGGACGAGGAUCUCCUGGACUUCUUGUUUCGAUGCAAGAACCAUGAUUCCCAAGUGGGACUGUGCCCUAGGUGCAGUGCUUUGACUGACAGAGUUGCUGCGGAAAAUUUCCAAAAGUUGCAGUUGGAACGAGGCAGAGCCCAAUGGGAAAUGAGGGACCCUAGGAAAGCGUCUCAAAAUAGACCAAGAAGCUAUGUGCCUCCAGCUGCUGCACCCAAGGGUACUUGGAUCAAGCCUCAGAUGUUGAAGGAAAAACCUGAGAAGCAGGCUGAAAGGCAAGCUGCUGCUGCUGCCAAACAGGCUGCAAAUGAUCAGGUUUACAAAAAGAAGCAAUAUAAGGUGAAGGUCGAUUUAGCUGUCAAGCAACAAAUCAAGGAAUUUGUUGGUAAGCCUGCAACCAAGGAUCUAGACGAGGCAACAGACGACUUUGCUUCUGACUCAGGAGAGAGCCUCGACAUCCUAGUCAAUAUGGUGUCAAUCUUGCCCCAAGAGUUCAAUGUCCCGACCGAAGCUGGGGAUGUGGACGAAACUGCUACUGCUAAAAUGGCCUUACAUAGGCCUACAUGUUACUUUGUGAUGAACUAUGGUUCCAUAGAGAACCAAGAUGCAUUUUUUAAACGCCCAGAUAUGGCAAUGAGAGGCCAUUUGAAACCUUUACUGAUAAGAGCUAAAGUAGAGGAGGUAGCUGUAAACAGAGUACUGGUCGAUUGUGGUGCGACAGUAAACAUUAUACCACAUCACACACUGAAUAAAAUUGGACUGUUCGACACUGACAUCAGAUCCCAUAACAUGGUCCUUUCAGACUAUGAAGGAAACACCAAAAACACGAUGGGUGUCAUUCAACUGAACAUCACUGUCGGUUCAAUAACUCGACCAACCAUCUUCAUGGUCAUCAAAGGAAAGCCUAUUUACAACCUACUGGUUGGAAGAGAAUGGUUACAUGGUGUAGGAGCUGAGCCUUCAUCCAUGCACCAACGAUUAAUCAUCUGGAGGGAAGAUGGUAUUGUCGAGAAUAUUGAGGCCGACUAG